Sabethes cyaneus is the source of this 1989-nucleotide messenger RNA. It is a transcript of the gene Bap60, whose product is annotated as brahma-associated protein of 60 kDa. Bases 115 to 1653 code for a protein of 512 amino acids. NCBI's taxonomy places the organism in Eukaryota, Metazoa, Arthropoda, Insecta, Diptera, Culicidae. The transcript has 4 exons. Gene Ontology annotation, biological process: regulation of transcription by RNA polymerase II. The record is from RefSeq and is a predicted model, not a curated record. Gene Ontology annotation, cellular component: SWI/SNF complex; nucleus.
AUUUUCUCGCUGAGUGUUGGAAGUUGCUGUGGCUUGGUUUUACUCUUUACUGUUUAUUGAAAAUUUCCAGUAAAAUUCGUGAAAAAGUUAUCAGUCAGGUAGCUAUCAGAAACGAUGUCGCAGCGCUUUCCUCCGGCUGGUCCAGGCGGUGCUCCUGGCGCACCCGGACCACAGCGCUAUCCCCCUUCGCCGGCAGGACAGCCAACCCAGCCUCCACCGGGAAUGCGUCCGUACGGACCGGCCAAUAACUUUCCGCCUCGCGGAUAUACUCCUCCACCCCAAAUGCCUGGUGGGCCACCGCCACAAAAUCCACCACCGAUGCACCAACGUCCGAUGCAACCAACAUUCGGCCAGGGUAGCAACAUGCGUGGUUCGCCGAUGCCAAGCGGAUCAUCGAGCGGAAGCAAGCGUCCGGCUGACAAUCGAAGCGCCAUCAGUCAGCCGCCCGCGAAAACUGAAUAUCCCGCCAAGAAGAAGAAGAAGCUAGCGGACAAGAUUCUGCCUCAGAAGGUGCGCGAUUUGGUUCCGGAAUCGCAAGCGUAUAUGGACCUGUUGGCAUUCGAGAGAAAGCUGGAUGCCACCAUCAUGCGCAAACGUUUGGACAUUCAGGAAGCUCUGAAGCGUCCGAUGAAGCAAAAACGCAAGCUGCGUAUUUUUAUUUCCAACACAUUCUACCCGAGCAAGGAGACCGAAGGCGCUGAUCCGGGGUCGGAAAGUUCGGUAGCUUCCUGGGAGCUUCGGGUCGAGGGUCGCCUGCUGGAAGACAACAAAUCCGACCCGAACAAGAUUAAACGUAAAUUUUCCAGCUUUUUUAAAUCGCUGGUCAUUGAGCUGGACAAGGAACUGUACGGACCGGAUAAUCAUCUGGUCGAAUGGCACCGUACCCAUUCCACGCAGGAAACCGACGGUUUCCAGGUGAAGCGUCCCGGGGAUCGCAAUGUGCGCUGCACAAUUCUUUUACUGUUGGACUAUCAACCGUUGCAGUUUAAAUUGGAUCCACGUUUGGCCCGUUUGCUCGGUGUUCACACCCAAACCAGACCGGUCAUAAUAUCCGCCCUUUGGCAAUAUAUUAAAACGCACAAACUACAGGAUGCCCAUGAACGGGAAUAUAUUACUUGUGACAAGUAUCUCGAGCAGAUUUUCGGCUGUCAGCGCAUGAAGUUUGCUGAAAUUCCGCAGCGUUUGAAUCCUCUGCUGCACCCACCGGAUCCAAUUGUUAUCAACCAUGUGAUUACCGUUGAAAGUGGCAUGGAAAGCAAGCAAACUGCUUGCUAUGAUAUUGAUGUCGAGGUGGACGACACACUUAAGAAUCAAAUGAAUAACUUCUUGCUGAGCACGGCUUCCCAGCAGGAGAUUCAAACGUUGGACAGCAAAAUCCAUGACACCGUCGAAACUAUCAAUCAGUUGAAAACGAACCGGGAAUUUUUCCUUAGCUUCGCUAAGGACCCGCAAACAUUUAUCCACAAGUGGAUCGUCUCGCAGACGCGUGAUCUCAAAACGAUGACCGACAUCGUCGGAAAUCCGGAGGAAGAGCGUCGGGCCGAGUUUUACUACCAGCCGUGGACACAGGAGGCCGUCUCGCGCUACUUCUUCACCAAGGUCAACCAAAAGCGUGCCGAGCUGGAGCAGGCUCUCGGAAUCAGAAACUCCUAGAAUCGGCCGGACGGGACCCAGGAGGAACCGAGCGAACUGCAAGGUUAGGGCCCCGAACUGGGUCGGGUAUGAUAUUUGUUCUUUUUUCCCGUCGUGCAUCAGAGCAGUGCAGCGAGCGCAGUUUCUUUUAAGGUAAGGCAUUUCACUGGUGUUUUGACAAGAUUUGAGACGAUGGCGCGAGCUGCGUUUUCACCUUUAGACGUUCAUUUACGACGGUAACAACCUAGAUUGUAGAAUUCCGAAUCUUUUCGAUCGAUGUGGUGAGAGGUAAUUAAAUAUUGCAUAACGUAAACUAUACCUAUACAAUAAAGUUUGCUCUAGACGUUAGAAUAUCAA